Messenger RNA from Hypanus sabinus (Atlantic stingray), 780 nucleotides. It is a transcript of the gene magoh, whose product is annotated as mago homolog, exon junction complex subunit. The transcript is spliced from 5 exons. The coding region runs from base 35 to 505 and encodes 156 amino acids. Gene Ontology annotation, biological process: RNA splicing. The record is from RefSeq and is a predicted model, not a curated record. Lineage: Eukaryota; Metazoa; Chordata; Chondrichthyes; Myliobatiformes; Dasyatidae. Gene Ontology annotation, cellular component: nucleus; exon-exon junction complex; catalytic step 2 spliceosome.
CGCUCAGCGUAGCUGUGACAAUUGGCGGCGUCCGAUGCGGCGGGGCGGCCUCAGCGAAGGCGGCAUGUCGAGUGAUUUCUAUCUUCGCUAUUAUGUGGGGCACAAGGGGAAAUUCGGCCACGAGUUCCUGGAGUUUGAGUUCAGGCCGGAUGGUAAACUCAGAUAUGCAAACAACAGCAAUUACAAAAAUGAUGUUAUGAUUAGAAAAGAGGCAUAUGUCCAUAAAAGUGUAAUGGAAGAGCUGAAGCGAAUCAUAGAAGAUAGUGAAAUCACAAAAGAAGAUGAUGCUUUGUGGCCUCCACCUGAUCGAGUAGGACGACAGGAACUGGAAAUUGUAAUAGGAGAUGAACAUAUUUCAUUUACAACAUCUAAGAUUGGCUCUUUAAUUGAUGUUAACCAAUCCAAGGAUCCGGAGGGUCUUCGAGUAUUCUACUACCUGGUACAAGACUUGAAAUGCCUAGUUUUCAGUCUCAUCGGGCUACAUUUCAAGAUCAAGCCCAUCUAAGAAUUUGAUGUCCAUACAAGGAUGAUGGAUUUGGGGAUGGAUUGAAGUGGGUGGUGGGGGAAAUAAAGGAUAGUAAUAAUUGGCUUGGGGUGACUCUUUGUUACAGGAACUAACUUUGUCUAAUGUGGAUUGUGGAUUUGGUAAUUUUUUUUAAUGUGAAUAUAAAUAAUUCCAUCUUUAUAAACUAUUACUUUUUAUAUUAAAAUAAACAUCAUUUACAUUUGUUUGCUGCUGGAAGUUCACUUUUAAUGAAUUAAAGAAGUCACUAACCGGUA